Messenger RNA from Mytilus trossulus (common blue mussel), 768 nucleotides. RefSeq names its product zinc finger protein 184-like. The coding region runs from base 1 to 768 and encodes 255 amino acids. Lineage: Eukaryota; Metazoa; Mollusca; Bivalvia; Mytilida; Mytilidae. Gene Ontology annotation, molecular function: DNA-binding transcription factor activity, RNA polymerase II-specific. The record is from RefSeq and is a predicted model, not a curated record. Gene Ontology annotation, biological process: regulation of transcription by RNA polymerase II. The transcript has a single exon. Gene Ontology annotation, cellular component: nucleus.
AUGAGAUUACACACAGGGGAGAAACCAUAUAAAUGUGAUGUGUGUGGAAAUACAUUCACUGCACGAAGCACACUAUGGAGUCAUGUGAAAAUUCACACGGGCGAAAAAGAUCUUGAAUGUGAAGUAUGUGGAAAACGUUUCACAUUGAUAAGUACAUUAAAGAAGCAUUUAUUAAUUCACGAUGAAACCUAUAAUGAAAGGUUUGAUUGUGAUAUUUGUGGUAAGCAGUAUAUGGCCAGAAACUCAAUGCAAAGACAUAGAAAAACUCACUUCUUUACAGAUCCUAAACCUUAUAAUUGUGACAUUUGUGACAAAAAGUUUUCACUGGCAUCGUCCAUGCAAAGGCAUAAAGAAAUUCAUUUCCGUGGAGAGAUGUCGGCUGAUUUUGAAUGUAAAUAUUGUGGGAAGACUUUGUCAUACAAAAGUUCACUAGCUUUACACAUGAAAAGAAUACAUAAAAUGAAAAUUGAUGGGACACCUUUAGAAAGUGGUGAUGCUGGAAUGUUUCUUGUCACAGAUGAUUCAGUAGCUGAAAAAUCUGCUAGUUCCAUGCUAGAGGAUAGUAAAAGUGACGUCAAUGAGGAAGAAACAGAGGAAAAUAAGAAUUCAGAUAAUGAUUCGAUUAACGAAGACACAGAUAUAUCAAGUGAUACUGAUCCAUAUAAAUAUGCUUUAGAUUUGGUUGAAAAAGAAAUCCAUAGACAGUUUGAAAGUACAAACAAUGAAAAUAGUCAGACUGAAUCAAAAUCUUGUGAUACAUCUAUAUAA